This is a messenger RNA of Mycosarcoma maydis (corn smut), 3258 nucleotides long. RefSeq lists its product as uncharacterized. Gene Ontology annotation, cellular component: nucleus. The transcript has a single exon. Gene Ontology annotation, biological process: regulation of DNA-templated transcription. The record is from RefSeq and is a predicted model, not a curated record. NCBI's taxonomy places the organism in Eukaryota, Fungi, Basidiomycota, Ustilaginomycetes, Ustilaginales. Bases 1 to 3258 code for a protein of 1085 amino acids.
AUGACGGAUACUUUCGAUUUCGACGCUUUCAUCUCCUCACCUUCGCAGGCAGAGAUCGCUCCUCCCGUCUCACCAAACAAUAGCGCUGCCGUCAACCUUGACAACCUCGGUAACCCUAUCGUCGCCAACGACGCAACUCACGUCAAUGCUUCUUCGCUUCUUGGCCCCACCAAUGUCAUGGUGCCAACCUUCUCCGCUCAAGGCAUUAGUGGCACAAUCGAUGUCAUGGCCGGUCCUACUCUCAUGAGUCACUCCGACUCAUCGCUCAUGUACGACAGCAAUUACAGCGGCUCGUUUGGAAAUGACUUGAUCGAAUCCUGGGAUAUGGGCUCUAAUGCAGCCGCUAGUGCUUCCGCACUCGACUUUGGUCACGUCUCAUCUUUGAACGUCAUGAACAACAGCAGUGGCGUCAUCGUUGCCGGUAUCAAUGACAAUGGCAUCAACCACACAGCUGCCACUGCUCAGACAUCUCUGCCAACCAACUCUGUACCCACCAUCCCUACUGCAGCAACAGGCGCUGAUCCCACUGCAUCCUACCGAGAUCAAAUCACCGCCCAUCACUCGCACCUCAUGACCACCAGCACCAUGGCGGGUCCCGAUGGCGCUGCUAGCCGCAGUACCUCUUCCAUCCCCCGCGUUUCAACCUUCAAGCGUGUCCAGCCUCCCAUGCACCGCGGUAUUACCAUGCCGAACGCUGCGCGCGCCAAUCUCAGCCUACAAGAGCGCCGACGCUUGUCCCGACAGGCAGCUAAACGAGGCGCUACCAUGGCCCAACCCCAGCAGCCUUUUGCACAUUCCGUUCAGCAGGCGGCAGCACACGACGCCGGCUCCACCAUCCCUGCUGUCGCUGGCAGAGGCGCUAAGCGCGCUAUCAACGUAGACAACGGCCAGAUCAGCACCACUCCGCAGCAGAGCUUGCCCCUGCCAUCCCGCAGUGUAUCCUUCAUGAACGACUCUUCUGGCUCGUCCGUGUCGUCAGCCAGCCUCUCCCCUCAGAAGAUGCAGGACAGUCGCUCUCAUUCCUUUGCUGUGACCCAAACCGCGGGCCUUCACGCCGAUAAUCGCGGCGUUGAUGUACCGUCGCAUGUGUAUCAGGGCAGCUUCAACACCAUCUCGGGCGAGGCCAUCCCAACCUCGAACAAGUACUCGAGCUCGGGCGUCGAUGUCCUUGGCAUCCUUUCGCGUGCCAUCACUCGGCCCAAUCCUAGCAUCACCCUCGGCCCUGUUGACCUUUCCUGCUCUUUUGCCAUCUCUGAUGCGCGCCACCCGCAGCAGCCCCUCAUUUACGCCAGCGAGACCUUCUGUCACUUGACUGGCUAUAUGCUGCACGAGAUUCUCGGUAAAAAUUGUCGAUUCCUUCAAACACCCGGCGUGCCCUUGGAAGCUGGUGCUGAACGUCAGCACACUGACAAUCGCGCCGUAGAGCAUCUCAAGCGACACCUCACUGGCUUCCGAGAGUGUCAGGCGAGCCUAAUCAACUACCGAAAAGAUGGCAGCCCGUUUAUUAACCUCGUCACCGUGGUCCCCGUUUCGUGGUCGGAUCCGUCGCAGGUCGACUUCCUGGUCGGCUUCCAGGUCGACCUAGUCGAGCAGCCUGGCGCCAUCUUGGAACGCAAGGAAGAUGGCUCGUACCUCGUCAACUAUCGCUCCAUCAACGAUCCCCCGCCUUCGGCUGUCCUAGGUGCAGAUGACACGGCCAAGGAUGCCGACGCCGAAGCAACAAAACAAGCCGCUAUCGCCGCCGAUAUUCUUGAUCUCAUCCAUGGUGUGGGUCCUUGCGACUCGAAACAGUGGUCGCGUGUGCUUCUGGAAAAUUCGCACGACCUCAUCUACGUGCUGUCCCUCAAGGGUACCUUCUUGUACGUGUCGCCGUCUAUCGAGCGCAUCCUUGGCUACACGUCCGAGGAAGUGAUCGGAAAGUCGAUCUCGGAAUUUUGUCAUCCCAGCGAUGUCGUGCCUGUCUUUCGCGAGCUCAAGGACUCGACGAGCAACGCCAGCAUUGCCGCAGCUGCCUCGCGUAACAUCCGUACCGAGGGGGUCGCCAACCCAUUGACCAAGGGCGGGGGCGGGCAAGCUGGUCCUCGCGUCAACCUGAUCAUGCGCAUGCGACACAAGCAUGACGGUCAUCGUUGGAUUGAAAGCACCGGUAAGCUGCACCUCGAACAGGGCAAGGGUCGUAAAGUCGUCAUAUCCAGUGGUCGUCCUCGUCCUGUCUACAACUUGGCAUGGGAGCACGUUCGUCGUAGCGCAGAGGCAGCCCAGCCUUCGUUCUGGUCCAAGCUCUCAAUCGAUGGAAUUUUCCUCAGUACUACCGGGCCCAUUGCUGAGGUGCUCAACUGCGAGAGCAAGGACCUUUUUGGUCGCCAUGUGCUCGAAAUGACCAACUACGAAGCCGCACCUUCCCUGUUGCAAGCUUUGCGCAGCAGCCAGGCCAUGGGUGUUUCGCACAUGAUGGGCGACGGCGCAUGCAACACCACACCAGUUUUCUCAUCCUUCUAUCCCUCAUCAGCCGCCGCCGGACCUGCGCUGCCAACCGUAUUCGUCCACAUCCAGCGCGCAUCUCCCGAAAGUGCAUGGAUGAUUCCCAAUGUCGCAUACCCGAAGGGCGGCCCGCAACCCGCCUUUGAUGCGACCGGUACUAGCGUUGAUUCGCUGACAUCGGUCUUUGCCGAAUUGUCGACGUACCGCAGCUCGUCCUGGGUCUUUGAGAUGCAUCAGCUCAAGAACGUCAAUCGCCGACUCAAGGACGAGAUCCGCGCACUGCGCCGUCAGUCGAGAGAUCGAUUCUCCGCCGGCGGGCAGCUCUCGUCCACCACUCUGGGCGGGCUACCGAUGCCACAGAGCCCCACCUUGGUAGGCGUGGCAGGUGGUCGUCGACGUAGUGGACCCGCAGAUGCUUUGUCGCUCGGUGCCCGGCAAAAUUCGACAGUUCCUCAUAUCCAGAUGCCGAGCCCCAUCAAGCGACGACCCGACCACGGCCAUGGUCAUCGCCAGCACCUGCGGCCGACAGCGGCGCUGUCAUAUCUACACGCUGGUCACAGUACUGAUUUCAGCAGCAGCAGUUCCGGAUCCGAGAUCUCUCCUUUCGGCGAAAGGGCGCCAGACAAUCGCCGCUCGGGCUCCGGAGAUGCUUCGGACGAGACAGCAGCUACUACCGCUACUUCAGGCGACACUUCCGAGAAGGAUGGCUCACAGAGCGUUAGCGGUACUGGCAGCAGCCGCGAAAGUCGUCGCGGCUCUGGCUCGGCCGAAGCCUGA